Molecule: messenger RNA, 651 nt
Organism: Schistosoma rodhaini
Lineage: Eukaryota; Metazoa; Platyhelminthes; Trematoda; Strigeidida; Schistosomatidae
Source: the annotation of a GenBank genome assembly
UUCAAGGUUGUGGUGGCAGAAUUGACCGAGACGUAACUUUUCACCUGUCCCAUACACUGUCAACUUACUCUCGACAUUUCACUUUAUAAAAAUGGCAGUUCCAGAACAAUAUAGUUCCAAACAAUACGAGCGAAAAAAAACAAAUUUCAAAGGUAUAAAACAGGUCCUAAAUGCGGAAUCUCAAGUUAGCUAUUCGCCAGAUGCUGUUCUUUACAAUCAUCUGAAUGCACCACCAUGCAUUUGUCCACCUAUGAAAGUUUCUGAUUUAAGUGGGAUACCAACCGCCUAUACAGAUCCAUCGACAAAACUAAAUUAUGCAACUUGUUCCGAGUUUAAAAGAAUACGUUAUUUGCCUCAGCAUAUCGUUAAUGGGUACUUGGCUUUGAGAGGAGUAUCCAAUAAUUAAUAACAGCAAUAUACUACUGGUUUCAAUUUGGAAAAUAUCUAUUUUCUAUGCCUGUGUAUACAAUAAUGUUCAUUCAAUUGCAAUAGACGCUCCAACCUCUUCUAAUACUUUCUUUAUUUGUUCAGCUUCGUCCUUGCUCACGUCAGUCUUUAUAUUGGCAGGCGCACUCUAAAAGUGAAAUAAUUAAGGUUAUCGAUUUUUAAGCUAACAAUAUGUAAAUAUAACACGUUAUUAAAUGUAUUUAU